Molecule: messenger RNA, 8951 nt
Organism: Cydia fagiglandana
Lineage: Eukaryota; Metazoa; Arthropoda; Insecta; Lepidoptera; Tortricidae
Gene: alpha-Man-IIb
Product: alpha-mannosidase 2
Exons: 8
Coding region: 191-3613 (1140 amino acids)
Biological process (GO): protein deglycosylation; mannose metabolic process; N-glycan processing
Cellular component (GO): Golgi membrane
Molecular function (GO): carbohydrate binding; alpha-mannosidase activity
Source: RefSeq, a predicted model, not a curated record
AGUAGGAAAACUAGGUAACGAACGCAACAGAGUUGCGGUAAAAAAUAUUUAUUCUGCAACAUUAUUAGAAGUACGGAUUCAAUUAGUUACCAUCGGUGAUGUUUUAUUAAAAGAAGUGAAGAAUUUUACAAUGUAAUUAACGUCUAUGUUUUGCUACAUAGGACCAACAGGAUUUAUUUCUUGUUGAAGUAUGAGGGUCCGAGUGCCCCGCUGCCGCCUGUUCUCCAGUAGAGUCCUGGCUGUCCUACUCCUAGCGGCGGCCCUAGGAGCCUACUGCUACUACCACAGUGCAUCUCCCAAUACUUACCGAAAACCAGAAGCCCACUUUGCUGCGGAAGAUAUCCUCGUGAAGCUCCCGUCGCUAUCUGAUCAUGUACCACCCAUACGCUACGAAAAGGAGGCAUCGGAGGCAUGCCCCGUCCUGCGCGACAGCGCCGCCGACAUCGACACCGUGGCCGUCUACCCGUCCUUCGAAUUCCAGCCGAGCUGGAUGCGCACGAAAGAGUUCUGGGAUAGAAAAUUUGAAGAACGCUACGACAGGAUACGGAAUGAUAGUCGCCGGCCAAAGCUAAAGGUUAUUGUGGUCCCACAUUCGCACAAUGAUCCCGGGUGGCUUAAAACCUUCGAACAGUACUUCGAGUGGAAGACCAAGAAUAUCAUUAACAACAUCAUCAAGAAACUGAACCAGUACUCUAACAUGACUUUCGUGUGGUCUGAGAUUACAUUUCUGAACGCCUGGUGGGAGAGAUCGCAUCCUGUUAAACAAAAAGCUCUGAAGAAGCUGAUAAGAGAGGGUCGCCUGGAGAUAACCACCGGGGGCUGGGUGAUGCCCGACGAAGCCUGUACACAUCUGUACGCACUGGUUGACCAGCUCAUCGAAGGACAUCAGUGGGUGAAGAACAAUCUGGGCGUAGUUCCUAAAACCGGGUGGUCGAUCGAUCCUUUCGGGCACGGCCCCACCAUGCCCUACCUGCUGGACCAGAGCGGGCUCGAGGGCGCCGUCAUCCAGCGGAUCCAUUACGCCUGGAAGCAAUGGCUGGCGGAGAGGCAAAUAGAGGAGUUCUACUGGAUGUCAGGAUGGUCCGGUAAAAAACCGUCUCUCGUAGUUCAUAACCAACCCUUCGACAUUUAUUCUAUCAAAAGUACUUGUGGGCCUCAUCCGUCCGUUUGUCUGAGCUUUGACUUCAGGAAGAUACCCGGGGAAUACUCGGAAUAUACCGCGAAACAGGAGGAAAUCACGGACGUAAAUCUUCACAGCAAGUCGAAGACCCUAUUCGAGGAAUACGAGCGGAUCGGGUCGCUGACGCCGCACAACGUGGUGCUCGUGCCGCUCGGCGACGACUUCCGCUACGAGUACGCCGUGGAGUUCGAUGCGCAGUACACCAACUACAUGAAGAUGUUCAACUACAUCAAUAGCCGCAAAGACAUGUUCAAUGGUGAUGUGCAAUUUGGGACACCCUUAGACUAUUUCAGAGCGGUAAAGAAACGACACAAGGCUAUACCGACGUUAAAAGGUGAUUUCUUUGUCUACUCGGAUAUAUUUAGCGAGGGCAAACCCGCCUACUGGUCCGGUUAUUACACCACGAGGCCGUACCUGAAGAUCCUCGACAGGCAAUUGGAACAUCAACUGAGAUCCUCAGAAAUCCUUUUUACUCUCGUCUCCAACUACAUCAAGCAAUCCAAAAAUACGAAAUUAGUUUCAUCUGAGAAGAGAUUAGAAAAAUCUUACGAACAACUGAUAAAUGCGAGAAGAAACUUAGGACUUUUCCAGCACCACGACGCAAUAACGGGAACUUCUAAAGCUAACGUUAUGUACAACUACGGUACGAAGUUGUUUACAAGUUUGUAUCACUGUAUACGCCUGCAGGAAGCGGCCUUGACGGCCAUUAUGAUCCCUGAUGAGAACUUGCACUCCCAGAGCGUGCUUCAAAGCGAAAUUGAAUGGGAGACGUACGGAAAACCUCUGAAAAAACUUGAGGUUUCACUUUUCGAUAAAAAGAAAAUAAUUCUGUUUAAUCCACUCGCGGAAGCGAGAACCGAGAUUGUAACUAUCAGAUCGAAUACGACAAAUAUUAGAGUGUAUGAUACACGGCAAAACGUGUAUGUUCUUUACCAGAUCUCACCAAAUAUAGAAGUCGGCGCUGACGGCCGCCGCUCCAUCAGUGAAACUAGUUUCGACGUUCUGUUCGUGGCCACGCUGCCCGCGCUCACCGCUGUCACAUACAAUUUGGAAGAGCACACCAACAGAUCCCAUCAUUGUACCGUUUUUUGCAAUAAUUGCGAUACCAACCAAAAGGCAGAUUCGGAUAGAAUGGACAAUUUUGUAACAAAACGAAUGAUGCAAGGUGAUAUACAAUUGGAAAACGGUGUUAUGAAACUGCUGGUUGCCAGGAAUACGGGAUUCUUGCGACAAAUUUACAGAAAGGAUUUGAACAGAAAAAACGUGGUAGAAAUCCAAUUCGGCGCUUAUCACAGCGCACAGAGACAUUCCGGGGCUUACCUGUUCAUGCCGGAUAAUGACAACCCAGAAAAGGAUGUUCUAGGGCAGUACUCCAAAGGGAACAGCGAGCAGGACGAUAACAUCUUUAUCGUGUCGGGCCCAGUGUCCACUGAAAUAACUACCAUGUACUUGCCGUUCCUAGUCCACACCCUCAGGAUUUACAACGUGGACGAUCCUGCGCUCUCGCAUGGGCUGUAUGUGGAAAACGUGGUCGACUUCGAGAACCCUCCGAAAAACAGAGAAACCGAAUUUUUUAUGAGAAUUCAAACUAACAUACAAAAUGGAGACCCACAAGAGUUUUACACGGAUCAAAAUGGAUUCCAGUAUCAGAAACGUGUUAAAGUUGAUAAGCUGGGAAUCGAAGCUCACUACUAUCCGAUAACUACGAUGGCGUGGUUGCAGGACGACGAGACCAGGCUGACGCUGGUGACGAACCACGCCCAGGGCGUGUCGGCCUUCGAGCCUGGCCGCCUGGAGGUCAUGCUCGACAAGAGAACACUGUACGACGACUACCGAGGACUGGGUGAAGGAGUCGUGGAUAAUAAAGUUACGCUGUUCCAGAAUUGGCUGCUACUUGAACCGAUGCCUGGGUUGCAGAGGACAGUAAGAGAAGCCGGAGGGCAAGAUUUCCGCCAUUCCAAUGAGCGUUAUUUCAGCCCGAACCAAAAACCUUAUACCAAAGAAUCUACAUAUCAGUUGCCGUCACAAACGGCCGAAUAUUUAAGUAGGACGCUUAAUUAUCCAGUGAAUACAUUCCUGCUGGACACAAGUGAAGUGGGAGAGGUAGAAGUAAAGUCUCAUCAGACAUUCGUGGAGAACUUCCCGCCCGGGGUGCACCUGGUCACCCUCAGAACCAUCACGGACGACAUUUUGGACCAGUUCCCGAGUUCUUCCUGCUUUAUGGUAUUGCAGAGGCCCGGAUAUAGUUGCUCUGUAGGUUCGCAACAAGACAAAUCCACCAAAUUCACAUCUAAAACUUCAUUUACGGGCUUGCGUAUAGAAAAUAUUACUUCGGUAAGUUUAACUGGCUUAAAAACUUACAAAUUCUUGGCUGGAAUGAAAGAUGUUAAGAUAGAUCCUAUGGAAGUAUUAACUUACAAGAUCCGGUUUUGAAGACUGUUAGGUAAAUUAAAAAGUAAUAUUAUUAUUAGAAAAUAUUGACGUGACGUGAGAUAGCUUUAACAAACAAGGUUACCUUAGCGUAUCCUUGUUUCAAGUGUAGGAGAAUUUUGACUGGUUAAACCUUUUUUCGAAAUUUCGAGUAAACGGUACCUUCCUUUAAAAAAAUGUAGUCAAAAAUAAUACUCUGAUAAAAGAAACACAAAACUAUUAUUGACCAGAGUCUUCAUGAUUGCGACUGCUUCGUGUAAACCUACCUACGUCCUUGUAGGUAUCGGGCUUUACCUAUAUUAGGCAACCCCGACAUUAUCGUAUUUCGGUAUAAACCACCGCUAAAUUAUUUUCAGUUACCAUACAGAAAUAAAAUAAUGUCUUUAUUGUAUUUUCAGUAUAAGCCACAGUUAAUCGAUGAAUAUAGCGCCAUUUUUUCGUGAACGAUCAUUAGAACACAGUCAUUUAAAGCAAAGUAAAAUUAUUUUGUGGCCCAAUUUUGAGGGAGUGCUAUGGUUAGUUGGUUACAGUACAUAUUUAGCUUUUUAGUUAUACUUAAACAUUUGAAACAACAUAACAAGUAUUUUUUUGCAAUAUUAUGAAGUACAUUAUAUAAAAUUGUGAAUGGUUAAGUAGGUGUAUAGUUAAAAUUUGAUCACGAUCUCUAAUACUCGUACAUUCCGUUUAUUUAGUAAAAUUAGAAAAGUUGUAAAAAGUGCGACUAAGUAGUUGGUAUACUAUACACAUUGUUAAUCGUGAUUAGAGAAGAAUAUUGAAGAACGCCUAAAUAUGUUCUACGUCUUGAGACAUCUUAUGAAAUGGAAUGAUAAUUUCAGGACCAAAUAAACUUCGUCUUUAAAGUUUUGUAUCGAAUUGCUUCGGUUCGAAUGUAUUAGUUGCAAAAUUUUAUUUACUGCCGCAAGAAACUCCAAUGCAGUGCAGUAUUGUCUCGCUAAUUCUCGUUAAUUAAAGGAAGGUAAUACUAUAGUACUCGUAUUUAAUGUUCGAGAUGAGCAAGUAUGAGAUUGUAUAGUCAAUCGUAAAUCCUUAAAUCGGAGGCGCCAUAAAAAAGGCGUACUGAGCAUCAUUGUUACACUUGGGACAACUGUAAAUUUUAUUUCCAGUAGUUACCACAAAAAUUGUGUUAGACUUCAAUAUUGAUAAAAACAGUGUAAAUAGAGUGCUCCUCAACUAUUUUAGUUUUUCACUUGUACAGGUCAAAUUGUUUACCUGACCAAUGAUAUACUAAAUGAUAAAAGGUAAUAUUUAAGUGUAGGAAGGAGGAGUAUGCGAGGAAGAUGAUGAUUUUGAACUGUUCAUAUUUGUCGAAAGCUGGAUUUUGGGCUAACAAGCUCAUUGUAUCCCUACCCUACAAUGAGCUUUUUAAUCAGAACUUAAUAAAUUCUUAUUUUAGCCAUUUCAGUAUGAGGUGUCCAGUUAUUGGAAGAUGGCCAGUAAUAGACGAUUUACCCUAAUAUAUUUGAGUAAUCCAAAGUUUAGAGAAGUAACGAAUGCUUAGUAAAUUCUACAUUAUCUUUCCAUUAUUCCAAAGAGUCUCUAUUUGGCAAUAUUUUUACGAAUCUACUCCGUAUAGCAGUAGAACAAGUCAUAGGGGGUAAUAUCAGUACAAGCACACCCCAGUAAUUAAAGUUUGCUAAAAUACCAAAUUAUAAAUUAGUUUAAUGUGCAAUAAAAAUUAUGAUUUGUAGGUUAGGUUAGUUAAUUCAAAAUAUAAUUAUUAAUUAGGCAUAUCAAAUUACAUGGAAUUUAACCUAGCAUGUAUUUUAGAAACUUUCUUAGGGUAAUGAGUAUAGAAUUUUCGUUUUAUUGUAUAAUAAUUGCUGUGAUAGCGCUCAUAAUAAUUGUAACUAGUAAAUAAGCUUUGUUCGUGAAUGUGCCUAUGUAUAUCGUUACAUCUGAAGGCUUAAAGUGACAUUCCAUUUCCAACUGCAGCUGCAAUACUGUUCAUUUUCUAUGGAAAUUGACAAUGACAGCGACGCGUUUCCAUAGUAAAAUGAACAGUAUUGCAGCUGCAGUUGGAAAUGGAAUGUCACUCUUAAGCCAAGCGCGCACCACGAUUUUUUGUCGCGCGAUAAUUUAGUCGCAGAAAUGUAACGUAUGGGUUUAUAUGGCGGUGCGCGCAUAUGCGACAAAAAAAUCGCAGCGAUUUUAAAAUUGUGAUUUGUUACAUUUUUCCGCGACAGCGCGCGACGCGAUUGUCGCAAAGUGAAUUGCAGCAUACGAAGCUGUAUGGCCCCGCGCGCACUGCUAUAAUAAAAUCGCAGCCGGGACCUCAGUCGGCAUUUCGCUCUCCAAGCGUCAACAUAUCGGAACCUGCUUCUCCAAUGGAGUUACAAGAUGAGACGCUAGAUGUUGACCGUUUAAUUAUAGAAAUAGAAGGAGAUCACCUUUGUGGUAUAAAUACUCAGUCAUACAGCGAUUGCAUAUUGUUUCACGACAAGCGACUGGUACGACAUCCAUGUCGAGAAUGAACAAAUCGUCGACUUUUUCAUCGCAGUGCGCGCACUGAAUUUUCUGCGAUAAAUUACAGCGCCAUUCUAAAAUCGUGUCGCAAAAAUUAAAAUCGUGGUGCGCGCUUGGCGUUAUUCGACUCUAAAAAGCAACAGAUAGUGGCGAGAUCCUUGAGGCAAGUAGUGAUGUCCAAUACGAAAUGAUUUAUGGUCUGUUGUUUUUCUCAUACUGAUAGUUCAGUUGUGAAUUUCGAUAUUUCUGAAACUCUCGCGAGUGAAACAGGAUCACAGAGCGACAAAACAGCGACGCCACGAUAACGGCCACUAUUCGGCCUGACCCUCGACACUUGACUGUUUCUGGACACAUGUUAGAGGUCCCAUUGCAAUUGCACCACUUAAAAAAAUCUUAAACCGUCUAAUUGGGGCUUGGCUUUUUUUAAAUUUAGAACCUUGUUUCAUUUAAUUAAGGUUCAAAUUCGCCUUUUUAUUUGUCCCCUGUAAAAGCCUCUGUGUAAAAGUUUAUCUUUCGUACAUGUCAUUCAUAAUAUAUCAUUAUUCAUUAAAUACCACUGUUCGUAAAAUUAUUGAUAUUUUAUAUAUUAUUUAUUACAGAAUGUUAUUAUUAAUUAUUAUGAUUUUUUCCUAUACACGUUGUUAUCAAUUUAUCAUUACGUAGUACGUACCUAAUUAAGACAAAUCUUCCGCCUAUGUUUGGAUUUAGGUUUAAGUAUAGAUUUAAUUUAAUUAAUUUGAUGUGGUGGUUUUAAUAUACCUACAAAUGUACCUAAUAUACAAAUUUUCGGGCGAGAUCAAACUUCUGUUUUUAAUAAUUGUCAGAAUUUUAAUAGGUAAUACUGUCUAUAUCGGCUCUAUCAAGUGAAUUCAUUCGAAACUAUCUAUUAACUUCUAGUCAUAAUUUUUUUCAACCAAUUACUAUGAUGCAGUGUGUUGAAGUUUUUUUUCAUUAGUUACGAACGCCCGAGAAUUGUAAAGUGAUUUUAUAUUUAAACAUUACAUUAUACAUUUACUGGACAUUACAUUAUACAUUUACUAGCAUUUUCGUAGCAACGAGUUUGACAUUUAGGUGCUAUCAAACCAAAGCGGAUAUCGUCGAUUAAUAAUCUGCUCUUAGAAGUAAAGUUACAGAAACAUAAUUUGCAAAGUCAUUAAUUACAAUCAUUACAGAUUGUCCGUUACUUCUUGAAGUAUAGUAAUGUCGCUGAGGACACGGCUUUGCGUGCGUGUGUUAAUAUCUUGCGGUCAUGGUAACUAAUUUUAUUUAUCAUGUAACUGAAUCUUGUAUUAUUGAUUCCUGUAAUACAAUCGCUACCACACUACGAAAAUGCUAUAAAAUGUAUGUUAUGUAAGACGUCUAAAUAUCAAAAUGUAUAUCACUUUGGUUCAUUAUCAUUAAGUAGUUUAUGAUUAUAAUUAUUUAAGUGUAGGUAUAUGUGUAGUUUAACCUCUAAAUUUUUAGACUCUCAUUUUACUGACAUUCCAUGGCCAAAACGAAUAUCUUGUUUUUGAUGUAUUACUUAUUUAUUAUAAAGACUUAUACGAAAACGCCCAGGAAAAGACCAACGAGGCAUGUUGAAUAAUACAAGUGUACGACAGUCUACGAUACAAGUAGAUUGGUUAUAAAAUUAGUAGCAAUUUUAUUACAUCUUAUUUCCAGUGCUCAUGUGGGACGACAGAUAGUAAGGUAAACGUACUAGUGCUUGACAUGCUAAUGCCCAAUCGAUGACACCUUGCUGUCACCUCUAUCGACAAUGACUUAAGUUUCAAGAUGUCAGUCAUGUAAAUAUUGGGACCGCGUCGAGCACCAGUAGGUACGUUUACCUUAUAAUAGAACUGGUGGGAAUAGUUUUUUUCGAUGUUGGGUACCAAAUGUAAAACGAAACUCGUAUUUUAUUUAGCUUUACGGACGUUCGUCCUACAUCGUUGGUUGCGUAUCACAACCGAAGACUAUAAAGAUGGUUGUUUUUUUUUCUAAAUAUUGCAAUUGUUAGCUAUCUGAGUGAAUUGCAUAAAAAAAAUUACAUAGUGAAGGACCUAUAAUUAGUCAAAAGUUGUUUGAUUCCUUUGUGUUACGCCACUUACGACAUUUAUUUUAAGCUAUUUCUAUUUAAGUUAUACGCAUGAAACCGUGUAAGCGUACGCUGUAUGCUAUAAAACUACGUGUGUGAAUUAAAUACAAUAAAAGGAGGGUGGGAAAAUUUGCCUAUUUGACCAAUAAGGACAAGCAAUAUGUCACUGGUAGCUUAUUCUAAGAUCUUACUAUGGCAGAUAGUCCCAAAUCUGUGUGUGAAUAAAGUUAGCAAAAAGUAGUGUGAGUUUAAACGUAGUUGUAUAGAUUUUUUCGAUACUAAGUUCCUGUGUCGCAGAUCAUUUAGGUUUUGUUAUUGUGGAUGAUUUGGUGUCACGAUUGUUUAGUUAUUUAUUCGUUUUCUUAUGUUUUAUUUUGUGUCAUAAUUUUAUUUAACAGAGAUUUGACAAGUCUCGCCAUACAAAAAAACCUUUCCAAUGGCAUGUCGCUUAUUCUUAUUGGUUCAUAGGCCAGUGUCCAUACAAAUCUGUCCAUCCUCCUUUACAUGGUUACUUUUCGUAACACAAAUGAAUCAAUUAACUUAAGUAUAAUCACUGGUUCUUAAUUACAGUUAAUUACUCGUAUGUAUACUUUUUUUGCAAUUCACUCAUCUACCUAUAAAUAUGAAAAUAAAUUUGAUCUGCAAAAUUUUGAUCUCUGUGGUAACGUCAAGACGGGUUGCCAUUUUAUCUUAUGGAUGUAAGUUCUAUUAAGACUGAAUGUACCAAACUGUUUGAAUAUGCAUGCCAAAGUAUUAAAUAUAAAUAUAUAUGUAUAUAAAGAA